AACCUACAUAACUCAUUACACUAUCAAUCAAAAUGAUCAGCUGUCAAUCAUUGUACCAGUUUGCUUACAAAUAGAACUCAUGGACAGAAACUACAAUAUGUAAAUGUUGGCUAACGGGGGACGGAUCCUUCCCUUGGCUAUACAUUAUUAGAUGGAUGAAACCUCUCCAGUGAUUUUUUUUUUCACGCGGAUAGCACCCUAUUUAGUCCGAGCGCUUUACCUGCAACUUGAGCCCAGGUGGGUUGACUCACAUCCUAAGCUCUAGCCACCAAGCCAGCAUUUGGCUCUCGAAACUACAAUAUGUUGUUGGUUGCAUGCUCAAGAAGUUCAGUACAGGUUUUGUUUGGUGCCUACAGGAGUACAGAGCCAUGCAGGAAGGUAUAACUACCGUAAACUAGUUGAAUUGGGGGAAACUUAAUUUGAAAAAUCAGAAAGUCAUUCUGUGCAUUUAGCGCUAAUUAAUAAUGCAAUUAUUCCAUAAAUCAUUCAGACAAGAAAAGGGAAAUAUUUUCAUGUCAAAUUAACCCUACUCUCUACUAAUUAUUUCUCUCUAUUCUCUGUCAGGUUUGGCUAAUUUGCCAGGAUACAUAUCUGAACAUCAUCAUCAUCCUGCACACCAUACAUAUAUUAAGCGGAUCAACAGGGAACUAAGUCUUGAUCAGUCCUACAUCGGUGAUCAAAGAUGGGGUUCUUGUCGAUGCUACUGGUGGCUUCCAUGCCCAUCAUCCAGGUACUGCUCAUCGGCGUCAUCGGGGCGUUCCUCGCCUCCGGCAACAGCAAAGUCCUCACGGCCAGCGCCCGCAGGGACAUGAACAAGGUUGUCUUUACGGUUUUCACCCCUUCUCUCAUCUUCGCCAGCCUCGCCAAGACGGUCACGCUGUCCGACGUCAUCUCCUGGUGGUUCACGCCAGUGAACAUAGCUAUCACAUUCCUGCUCGGGAGCGCUCUGGGAUGGAUAGCGUGCAAGAUCCUGAAGCCACCGCAGCAAUUCCGGGGCCUGAUCAUCGCCUUCUGCUCAUCAGGAAAACUCGGGAACCUUCUGCUGAUCGUCGUCCCGGCCAUCUGCGACGAAGAUGACAACCCGUUUGGGAACGAUCGUAGCCAGUGCCGCUCCCGUGGGCUUUCCUACUCCUCACUAUCCAUGGCUCUUGGUGGGCUCUUCAUAUGGACCUACACCUACAGCCUGAUGCAGAAGUCCGGCAAGCUGUACCACAAGAUGCAGUCCAAGAGCAUCCAGUGCCCGGGCGAUAGCGACGAGGAGCACCUGGAGCAAUUCAAGGAGCAUGCUGAGUCCGGCCACAACGACGAGGAAGCGGCUCUCCCGGCGUCAGCUGGACCUGACGAGCACGAUGACGGGAACCAUAUGGUGAGUUUCAGAAAAACUGACUUGGCUAGGAAUGCAGGAGGCGCUCCGCUUCUAUCGUGUGAGAGCGAUGUCGCCGACAAGGGCUUCUGGAUGAAGCUGAAGGAGGUCGUGCACCAGCUCGCCGAGGAGCUCAUGGCGCCGCCGACCAUAUCUGCGAUAAUCGGAUUCGUCGUUGGCCUAGUUCCAUGGCUGAAAUCGCUGCUCAUCAGCGACGGUGGCCCUCUCAGAGUCGUCCAGGAUUCUCUCGAAUUGAUGGGCAACGGGACCAUACCUUGCAUCACCCUCAUCCUCGGCGGGAACCUGACGCAAGGGCUGCGGAAGUCGAUGCUGAAGCGCUCGGUGAUCGUGGCGAUCGUGUGCAUCCGGUACGUGGCGCUGCCGGUGAUCGGGAUCGCCGUCGUCCACGCCGCGCGCGGCGUCGGGUUCCUGCCCCACGACCCGCUGUACCGGUACGUGCUGAUGAUGCAGUUCGCGCUGCCGCCCGCCAUGAACAUCGGCACCAUGGCGCAGCUGUUCGACGUGGGGCAGGAGGAGUGCUCCGUGAUCUUCCUCUGGACGUACCUCGUCGCCGCCGUGGCGCUCACCACCUGGUCCACCGUGUUCUUGUCCAUCCUCUCCUGAUUACCCGAGCCGGAAGGCGACGCGAGGUCAGCUGAGGGUGAGACAGGUGAGCACGAGCAAGGGUUGUUCGUGUGUACUGCAGCUUGCAGGCUGUGUCCGGGACAGUUCAAUUUUGUAAACAUGACACACGUCUGUACAAAGGAAAGGAUCAUACGAGUAUGUAGAGGAGAUACGUAUGCCCAUUCUUUAUGAAGAAACAUGAAAUUCUUUGUCAA
Lolium rigidum is the source of this 2202-nucleotide messenger RNA. Its product is annotated as protein PIN-LIKES 7-like. Gene Ontology annotation, cellular component: membrane. The record is from RefSeq and is a predicted model, not a curated record. The transcript is spliced from 8 exons. Bases 683 to 1987 code for a protein of 434 amino acids. NCBI's taxonomy places the organism in Eukaryota, Viridiplantae, Streptophyta, Magnoliopsida, Poales, Poaceae. Gene Ontology annotation, biological process: endoplasmic reticulum to cytosol auxin transport.